AGUUAACUUAGAAUGGGAGACAACAGAUCAGUUCAGAGGGCAUGUGGUCAAAACAAUAUAAUCUUUUCUAAUUGUCUUUGAUGUAGUGUGACUAAAACAAUUUUCUUUUUUCUCUCAUCACUUGGUUAGAAGAAGGUUAAGACGCAUGAAGGUGGGGACACCAAAAAAUGGGCUCAGUACAUUUUACCCAUGUCGUGAAUUGAACACUGGGUGUUUGGCAUGAUGAGUCCCUGCCACCCAUCUGCCCUACCUCAUUGCCAGAUUGUGAUGAGAGAUUAGUGUAGAGUAUUUAAAGUACAAUCUGAACUUUGAUGAGAAACAAGAAUUACUUUACAUCUGGCCUCAUAGUGUUCUUUUUUCUCGAAACAAAGAUCCAGUAGAUAUUGAAGACUUGCCCUCUGAACAAACAUGCUAAAGUGUAAUGAUAUAGAUAGACAUACCUCAGGUCAGUAGGGCAUAAGGUAGGAGAAGUCUUCCUUGUAUCAGGACUUUAAGGUAAGUGAUGCAUGCUGGGUGAUCAUGUAGUUGUGUGGACUUUCUCAGAAGUUAGAAACUUUAGAUGUGAGAAAAGACUACAUCUGGCAUGUUGAAGAUGUGAAAGUAGCUUCAUAGAUAAAGACGUCUUAUGCAUGAUAUAAGCAUCCUACUUGGAUGGUUUAUGUUGGGUGUACUCUAUCUGAAGUAAUAUUUUUGUAGUAUUGUGCAUGAUUUAUAUAAAGCAUGUUGCAUGUGUUUUUCUUUUGCAUGUUCCCUGCUUUGUUCAGCUGGGUGAAGAUGAUGUUGGGAACAGCUGCACAGAUGAUCUGCAUGAACCACUACAUGAUUCCCCCAAACAGCCUAAGUUAGCUGAUCUUGGUAGAUGGCAGACGACAUGCCUUGAUUUGAGUGAAAUAUCUGAGAAAGAUGAGAGCUACAGUUUGUCCUUUGAAGAUGAAGACACUUGUGAGGAAGAGGUGGUGGAAGAGGUUGUGGAAGAGCUAGAUGAAGAAGUGGAGGAGGAGAAAGGUUUUGAAGAACAGUGUAAUGAAAUGUUCUCCCCCAGAGCAGGACUGAUGGUGGAUGAUGGUGGAGCUGUGAUGACACAGCAGUAUGUGGAGGACGAGCAUGAGAGAAGGGAUAAGAAUGACGAGGAGGAGGGGGAUGGAGGUGGUGGGGAUAUGUCAUUUGGAAAUGGUGGCAUUAUUCCUCAUGACACUGUUCAUUUGACAGAUGGCACAGAAUUUGAGAGAGAACUAGAUGAUGCACAUACUAGAAAUUUCCAAGUUGAGAGUAUUUGUGAUGAUCCUAAAGAAGUAUUCAGUAGUGAACAUCUGAUAGAUGAAAAUAUGUCUGUCACAUACUGCGUUGAACAGAAUCACAAAUUGCAGACAGAUACUGUUCCCUUUAAUUGGUCUAUUCUAGAAAAUGCAAAGUCAGCUAGUUUGUCAGGCACUUACACUCUUGAAAGCAGUUUGAAUCAAAGAGACUCAGGCGAUGUACACAUUGCAGGUUUUAAUGGUGAUAAUAUGAAGGAUCGCUGGGGUAAACUGGAUGUCUCUCCAGAUGCCAGCCUGGAUGCAGCAUCUACAGACCGUCACUUGGACUGGACCAGUGAAGAUUACCUCAGUGACACUUCCUCAUCAGAGUCUAGGGAGAUGCAAGGACUCAUGGAUGAAUAUGAGAAACUUGUUAAAGAAGAAUCUGAGGAAGAACUGUACACAGACUUGAAAACUGAACUUGCUGAAGCUAUUGCUAAUGAUGAUAUCCUGGGUGGCGAUGGAGUCAAGGAUGGGCUUGAGAUGAACAGCAGUCAACAUUCUGAUGACAUUCAGCAGCAGUUUGCAUUUGAUGGCAACUUUGAUGGGGAGAGAGAAUCUUGUCAGUCUCACAACAGCUCCUAUAGAGACUAUUGCAUCAGUGUAUUUGAUAGCUCAGCUGAAUAUGACAGGUCCCCUGUGCAAGUUGAAUCCCCAAGGACCUUGAAGUCAGAAGGUGAAGAGAACAGUGAGUGUUUGUUGACUAUACCACGACUCACACUGCCUAGUGAUCUGGGAGCCAGUUCUACGCUCACCUCAUCUGAGAGAAAAGAAAUAACAGAUGAACAAAAUGACACUGAAAGUGCAAAGUUUGCUUCUUCUUGCUCUAUACUUUCUGAAACAGAUAAUAAGAGUGAACAUGAUGCCCUUAAACAUUUAGUGUCAGAUGCAGUCAGAAGUUUCAUAGAUGAUGCAUCCAAUCAGCAGGAUACUGGCAAUGGGUAUCUCCCACACGUGACCAGUCCCCCUCUGGGUGGGCAUGAUGAUGUCUUCCACUGUCAGGACAUCAUCUAUCCUAGUUCCCCUCAACAAGCGAUUCAUGUGGGAGAUAUGGGAGACUUCCAAGGUAUUGAUGAAUUACCAGUCCCAACAGAAGAGCAUGUAAUCUUUGCACCUGAAUUUGAUGAAGAUAUUUUGCCGAGGGUUGCUGAUGAAGAACUUGAGAAUGCAGAGCUUGGAGAGGAUGUACUUUUCUUCAUACCUGGCACAAUGGAAUCUAUUGAUGAAGCCUCGAGUCAUGAUAUACAUGAAGCAAGGGACCAACAUUACUCCAUCAGUUCAGAGGAGCAAUUGAUACAGGAGGCUACAAGUGAGGAUCAAGCAACACCCCAGGAACUUGAUCAAGAAAAUCAUGCAAAUCCAGAAUGUCUGAAAGGUGUGGUGAAGCAAGGGUGUCUGCUGUCAAAAGAGUUCAACAUGUUCUACAUGGGCGAGGAAGGAAGUAUCAACAAUAACAGUGACAAGGAGCCAGAUGUAAAUGAAUGCCAAGCAAAUGAGGACAUCACAAUGACUCCUGUAUACCAUAGGACAGACAUGCAAGAAAUGAACCACACUGGAUUAGCAGACAGCUUUGGUAGCAGCAGCAGAUUCUGUGAUAGGGCCCAGGCUAAGACAAAAUCACAGCCCUUGUCUUUUCAAUCUGUUUUAUUAGAAAUUAGUCAGAGAGGUAAAAAGAUGAAAGACAACAUUACUUAUGGCCUGAAAGAACAUCCAGAAUCAGAAUAUGGCAAUAACAAUAAACCAACAAUGACAUCAAGCUCACAUGAGAAACCCAGUGUGGUCUCAAACAUUUUGCCACAGUCAAAAGAAGUUUCAAAGACAGAUCCAGCCCAGCAGAAAUUUGAUGUGUCACCAAGAUUAAGUUCACCUAAAAACGAGACAGGCAAGAAUAUUCUUAAAGGAUCAGCAUCUUCUUUCCUUGGUAACUUUGUAAAACAGAUCAGCAAAGUGGAAGAUACAUCUCUUGAGUUCCCAAGAAGUACUUUGUCUGACCAUGGGAAUGGUCCUAAGACUGGACAAGCUACUGUGUCAGGUCUGAAGAAGAUGGGGAGUAAAUCAUCAUUUGAGGCCUGCAGCAGUGAUGAGGCAAAGAUAGAAUCUAUCAUGAGCAGCAUGUCUACAAUUCCUCCUGUACUGAGUUCAUGGAAGGCAAAGUGUGCUGCUGCAGCAGCUUUGGCAGAAAAGGAAGAUCAGGAUGUGGUUGCCCAUAAGAAUCCAGUCAUUACCCAGGCAUUUGGUCAAGUUGUCUCACAGCUUAAGGAACAUAAGGAUACCACUCACAAGAAGAGAAAGGUUUACAGUAAAAGGCAAGAAGAGUUAUGUGUCAGUCAACUGACUGAACACUUUGCUCAGGUAAAGGUCAUGGGUAAGCCUGGAAUUAGGGUGCAUGAAUCACAGGAACAGCAGUUUAGUAGGGAUCAAACUGGUAUUCAAGUCCUCAUCAAUGACGAGGAUGCUGAAACAUCCAAAUUUGUAUUAGAGUUACAAGAAUUAGCAAACAUGCAAAUUGUGUCAGGACACAACAUAGAAGAUGUUUCCAUCAGGCCAAAUGCCCCAAGGAAAAUGUUGGAAUCAUUUUUCACAAAUCUUGUUGCAAAUCAGGGAAAGGAAUCUAAACAAGUAAAGACUAUUGAAAGUGUGAAAAAACAAGUGCCUGUUAUGAAGACAGAAGAGAAAGAAACAACAGAAAGACAUCGGUCUGUGGCUGAAAGAGUGUCAAUGUUCCAGACUGUUGUCUCAAGUAAUCAGAAGAGCGACACCAAUAGCAAGUUAACAGGUACUUCAUCAAUUAAGCAGAGCUUAUCAAACCUCUUGAAUGAUCUGAAAAGUAAAGGCAAGACAGUAACCCCCGAACCCAAAUGUAUGACAGUAACCAAGGAACAGGCAACUGAUGGAUACCAGGAACCAAAAUCUAAUUUCCUUCGUCAAAGACGUCUCAGUCUAAUGAAAAAGGAGAAUGAGGCUGAAAUUGAAUCUGCUGAUGUGAAAGAUUCAAGUACAACAAGCGAAAUAGAACAGAAACUUGCUAAUCUGCUGAGCAGCAUGACAAAUUCCCCACGUAGGACAAGUGAGGCAAAUGUACAUCCAAUACAAAGCUCAACCCAGAAUUCUGGUGUCGCUGAAAAGAGUGAUGCUGCUGAGACCACAACAGAAAGUCCAAGGACUUUCUUUGAAAAUUUCCUGAAGCAAAGACCUUCAAAAACAAAGAAUGAGGCAACAAGUGUUGUGCCUUCUGACAACUCACUGACACAGAAAACUGAAGUAUGGACAACAAAGCCAAACCUCAGUUUAUGUUCCCAAUAUACUUCUAAGAAAUCUGUCACACUGAAACCUCAGGGAUUGCAAGAUGAUGGGAGAGAGACAUUCUGUAAAGAACAGACAAAAGCUGUUAACAGAGUGUCCAAGACAUUUCCACCUCAUUUGACAGAAACAGUUAUUACACAGGCCAAGUGCCAGGUUAAUGCACUGCCAAUAGCAUCAAUGCGCAGUACCAAGUGUGUGCCAGACAGGUCAGCUAAUACACAUAGUGAUCAGACACACAGAAUUGAGCAGGCUCUCACACCUCAAUCAGUAAAUGUAAAACCCUUAAAAUUCAAGCAAACUGAUGUUUGUGAUGGUAAAAAAGUUAAUAGGAUUGUAGUACAAGAACAAGAGCCAUCUACCACAGACUUUGAUUCCUCACCCUCCAUCCCACAAACCUCAUCUCAUCUUGGUCCCAUUCCUCAAAUCUCCUCAUAUCUUAAAGUCAAGUCAUUUGAAAUGCUAGCUCAAAGUUUUGACGAGGAGAUUGGAAAUAUAUCGUUCUCAGAGGACAACGGUGACCUUCACUUAAACCUAUCAGAUCUCAACGAACCUUGCUGUGCUCAAAGCACACCACGAAACCGCCAAUUCUUUAGGAACAGCAGUACUUUCUUCAAUCUGACACCCAGAUCAGAUGGGGAAGAUGGGACAGAGUUCAACUCGCCGAGGAUCUCAAACAUUGUUCCAAAGGCAUGGGGCCCAGAUGGAGCAAGGGAAAUUACUGUGACAGUUAAACCUAGUCCACCAUGCACAGAUGUGUUGAUGAACCUUUCACCCAGGUCAUACAGAACCUCUGACCAAGACUCCCAGGAUGACUCCCCAAGAGAAAAAAAACAUCAGACAAGGCAUGCCAGACGUCCAAGAAAACCAGUAGUUACAACCAUUAGAAGCAAGUUUGAGAAUGAGGUAGAUAAGGUGCCAGAGGAGAAGCCUGAGCCUGGCGUGAAGUCUGGACACAGGCAAUAUGAUACAUGGUCAGGGAAAGCUCCAUCCUUGAGGGAACUGGUAAUGGAGGCUGAUGAAGAAGAGCAGAAACCCAAGCUCAGGAACCAACUAAAUGGUGAUACAAAGUCAUGGCAGAGGGAGUUACAGACCCAGCUGAACAUGCGGAAUUGUCGCUUGUCUGACCCAAGCUCCCCGAGAAGAAGUCAGAGUGAAUCUAGAAGGAGCCAAAGGAGAGAGAGAAUCAUGAGUGCAGAGGUACCCUCCUUUAAGUCAACAUGUGAUGUUUCAUCAUCCAAGUCCUCAUGGUUCAGCUCAUCGGAUGUCUCCAAAGGACAACAAUUCAGCAGUCUUCCAAGAAAAUGCUCAUCUCCGAGCUGCUCUGUCAGCUCGUACAGCUUGAGUCAGGACAAUGACGAUAUAGACUGGGCACAAAGAUCCUCACAGUCUUCAAAAACCGAACUACAGUCACCUCAUCAGGUGGGAAGUAUGCCAGAUUUAUCUCCAACAGGGAGCUCUCAGCACCUGAACAGGCCAAGGGAAACAAUCAGUGAGAGUUUCACUCGUACAACCAGUGUUCAGAAUGUGUAUUCUAUGAGUCGACCUCAGUAUGUGUCCUCCAAGAGUAGUUUAUUUAGUCUCUCAUCUAGGGGGAGUACCGACAGUUUGGUGCACAGAAAUGUUAAUUCUUCAAUGAGAAAGUAUUCUAGUAGUUCAUCAGCAAGAGCCAGUCAGGACAGCCUACUUAUGGAUGAGUUUGAAGAUGAACAGAUACGGAAACAACAAAAGAUUUCACCACCAAGAACAAGUCUUGAGAGUUUAGCUGAAGAAAUUGAUACAAAUAUGAGAGUUUCUAAUACUGACAGUCCCAGGUAUAAAACAAACUUUAAUACAGUACCUCGGAACUUUAAGUCUAGGACGCCAGAAAAGGCUUUGUUUAAAAGUUCAUCAGUAGAUCAGAGGAAAGGAACACAAAAACUUCCAACUUCAAGUGUUGGUACAUCAAAUACAGGAAUAUCUGUACAUGGUUCACAUUACAAAAACUAUGAGGUCUCAUCAGAAGUAAAGGAACUCAGUAAAAUGUCUUCUGGAGGUAACAAACAGGAGAAAACGCAACAAAACUUUCACCAUAUAAAGGACAGGUUCUCCAAAGAUGAAGAAGAUGGUCCGCUAAAACAUUCAGAGAAGGUUUUGAUACCAAGCAGAAAAAGUCUUCUGGAUAAAUUUGAGAGGUUGCAGAAGGAAAUAUCAGAGGAUAACACAGCACAAAGUAAGUUGGAAGUCGAUCGGUGUCUCAGGAGGACUUCUUCAGGGGAGCAUUUGGCACAGGUUCAGAAGAAGUUGCUUGACCGCAGAGAGAGGAAGACUUUGCCUGAGAACAGGCCUCCUGCCAUGACAAACACUAAUAGAUGUGCCUUGAUCAGAGAAAAGUUUGAGAAACUGACAAAGGCCUUUGAUUGUGAUGAGUUUUCUAAAGUAGAGGACAUGAAAAAUAGGACAAGAGAUAGACUGAGGAGACUUUCAUCAGGACUUAAUGUCUCUGAUAUCCAGAAGAAAUUCUCAGCUGAUAGCAGUGAGCCCCAGACAUUUCAGAGGAGGACUGUGAGACCAGGUUCAAGGUCUGUGUCAGAGCUCUUUCUGCACUUCGAGAAGGGCAGAGAUGAGAGCAUGGAGAGACCACAUUCCAGCAUCACCAGAAGAAAGGAAGAACCGAAGAGAUGGUCAUCUGAUGUACCAAGUUUUUACAGGAACCAGGGAAGCCAUGACAUGUCUAAUAGUGACAGAGUUACAACUUCUUCAAGUGAUGACCAGACUUCAGAUGACAUGGAAACAAAUAAUUCACAUCAGACAAGUUAUGACUGUUGCCUGGACAAGCGCGGCCACAGGUCCCAGCGAUCUGCGGCCAACAUGAACUUCAAGCAGCUGGCUGCUGUUGUGCGACACGCUGAGGACUCCGAGAUCAACAAGCAGGCCAUAAACUGAAACUAAGUUCUUUGUGCAUGUGUUUGAACUAUACACAUUCAAGUCAUUAUGACAAAUAUGCAAUUCUCAGAUUGCUUUAAUAACAUUUAUUUAUUUUUCUAAUGUUUUAAUUGGAUAUUUUGUAUGUGAUAUACCGCUAGUGUGUCUUCGCCUAGUUAAGGACAUGGGUCAUUCACAAUCUCCAUGUUAACAGUUUUGUUUUCAUCCUCAUUACCUGUUGGUUAUUUAGUAGUAUGUUGUAUUGUUCUGUGAUAUUUUGCAUUGUUUUGUAUUAUUGACAAUAUUUAUUAUGAUAUUUAUUCAAAAUAAACUUUUUUCUUUUAA
Molecule: messenger RNA, 7844 nt
Organism: Haliotis rufescens (red abalone)
Lineage: Eukaryota; Metazoa; Mollusca; Gastropoda; Lepetellida; Haliotidae
Product: serine-rich adhesin for platelets-like
Exons: 2
Coding region: 705-7520 (2271 amino acids)
Source: RefSeq, a predicted model, not a curated record